Closterium sp. Naga37s-1 is the source of this 2601-nucleotide messenger RNA. Lineage: Eukaryota; Viridiplantae; Streptophyta; Zygnematophyceae; Desmidiales; Closteriaceae. The record is from the annotation of a GenBank genome assembly.
AUGGACGCAUAUUACCUGAGAGACCCGGUACUGGAUCAGGUGCUUCCAACCAAGAAAUUCAGCACUGGGAACGAGGCCGCGUUGACUACGAGCGCCGAUAACUCGCUCAUCAUAAAGUUCUCGCGGUCAGUGAACGACGGCACUGUGAAGGUGCUGCUCAAGGGAGUCAACUACAUGAUCUGGGCCUACUCGGACGGCUCUCAGACCCUCGCCCAGCACCCUAUGAGUAACAUGGGAUCCCAGGCGAUAGACUAUAGCUGCCCUUCUUCCACCAGCAGCAGCGGCGGCAACAGCACGGGAAGCAACGGCAGCACCGGCAACACAGGCAGCACCGGCGGCACUGGCAGCACCGGCGGCACUGGCAGCACCGGCGGCACUGGCAGCACGGGCAACACUGGCAAUACGGGCAACACUGGCAGCACGGGGAGCAGCAGCAGCAGCGGCAGCAGCGGCAGCAGCAGCAGUGGGUCGUCCUCCCAGUCGCAGGGGCCAGCGUGCCAUCCGUCCUCCCUCCCGGGAUACAUCUGCUCCACCCAGCUCAGGCAAAACGCCUACAUCCUGCACUGGGCGGUCAACAAGGACAGCACAGUGAGCAUGGCAGCACAGGUGGCCACCACAGGCUACAUCGGCGUUGGUUUCUCUAAGGACGGCCAGAUGAUCAACUCUGACGCAGCCAUUGGGAACGUGCCACCUGGCACGCUGGCCAAUGGGGCGGCGGUGGGGCCGUAUUACAUGAGUGGGCGUGAUGUGGCGUCGGUGCAGCAAACUGACACGUGGAGUGUAACCAACACAUCAGUUACCAGUGCCAAUGGAUACACGAUAAUCAAGUUCACGCGCACCAUGGGCACGGGGAAUGUGCCCAUCAACCCAUCGGGCCCCACCACCAUCAUCUGGGCCUACUCGCCUGAUGGCUCCACCACCCUCGCCUUCCACGCCAGCAACUACGGGUCAGCCUCCAUAGAUUUCAUCAAGGGGAAAACCACAGCAGGCGAGGGCAGCAGCACAGCAGCCUACAUCGCCCACGGGGCGCUCCUCUCCAUCGCCUUCGCCCUCCUCAUGCCCCUCGCCAUCCUCCUCGCCCGCCUCCUCCUCGCCGACCGCCCCGACUCCGCCCCCCUCAACCUCAACCGCGCUUCACACACCGCCGCUGCUGAUGCCUAUGGGAAUGGGAAUGGGAGUGGAAAGGGAUCGGCAGGUCAGCAGCAUCACCCGGCGAAGAGCUAUCGGCCACUAGGGUUCCAGCUGCAUCGGGGCAUUCAGCUCUUUGCACUCGUGGUCGCACUAUCGGGGACGGUUGUGAUAUUUGUGCAAUCGGGCUCCAAGGGGUUGAGCUGGACGCAUGGGCAGGUGGGGUUGGCGGCGGUGAUUCUGGCGCUGGUGCAGGCUGUGGUGGGGUUUGUGCGACCGGAUAAGACCGCUCCGAACCGGUUCAAGUGGCUUGUGGUGCACUGCUUGGUUGGUGCUACUACCAUUGGGCUUGCAUGGGCGGCCAUGUUCCUGGGCAUCGACCUCUACCACACCAAGUUCAUGCAAAAUGUUACGUGGUGCUACUGGGUCUGCGGCGCGUGUGUGGGCAAUUUUGGCGUGGCAUACCUGAUUCUGGAUGCUUCAUUCGCUGCUCCGCGAAGUCUAUCCGCCACGCCCCGCGGGUCCCGCCUAGUUGCGCGCGCCAAGUUUCAGGGCUUCAACCAGUCGGUGGGGGAGGCGCAGGAGGCGGACGGCGCAGCCGUUGCGCCGGCGAGCGCGGAAGAGAACGGCGCAGCCGUUGCGGCCGCCGCGGAGGGAGCCGCAGAGGAGCGGGACGCGGGAGGACGCGACGACGACGUGCUCCCCACGGACCUGGACGGCGCUGUGCGCCAAGCAGGGGAAUCUGCCGCGUACUUCUGCAACGGAGGCGGCACCCGCGCUAUUGUGGAGCUGCUAGUACCUGAUUUGGAGAUCAAAUCGGACGAAGGCGCGCAGCAACUGCUCUGGGAUACCAGCCGCACCUUCCUUGACUCCCUCAAGGGCCACCUGGACUUUGAGAACGUGAGGGCCAUCUUCCCGGAUGCAGGCUCGGCAGCACUCCUCAAGAACCAGUGGCCCGACGCACCCUUUGCCUUCUCCAGCCUCAUGGACCGCAAGCCAGUGCAGGAGCAGGACGACGUGGUCGUGCUCAUCACCCCCGAGUACCAGCAGCUCAGCGUGGUCGAGUCCAUAGGAGGCAUGCUAGCCACAGAGGAUGGCUUGACUCGCCCGCUGAUUAUGUAUAACCCGAGGCUGGUCAGCGGGGAUGUGGGCGUGGGGCUGAACGUGCGCCGGCUGAGGGAGCGAUUCCUGUCGACGUUUACGACCGCGUUCUGCCUGCGGCCGCUGCCGGUGGGAGCGAUCUACCGGCGGUACCCCAACCCCUGGCAGUUGUAUUUGGAUGAUCCUAACGAGCCAGGCCGAUACAUUUUGUUGCGGCAACAAGGGUCCAAACCUAACAUCGAUGAUAUCGAGGAAAUGUACAUGGCUGCAUCGGGAGGGGGUGAGCCUGGAGCAGAAGAGCCAUCGUUCAUCGAGCAGGCGUUUGGAGUUAUUUCAUCAUUCAACAGGUUCAUGCAAUCUCUUUCCAAGUAA